Messenger RNA from Iphiclides podalirius (scarce swallowtail), 4092 nucleotides. NCBI's taxonomy places the organism in Eukaryota, Metazoa, Arthropoda, Insecta, Lepidoptera, Papilionidae. The record is from the annotation of a GenBank genome assembly.
AUGCCUCAUUACGACGAAAGCUUUUUCCACGACGACAAUCAAAAUCAGAGAAGGAACAAACGAAGUUAUCGUGUUUAUAAAACCGGGCUGAGCCCAUUGAACAUUCUGGAAUCCGGAGAUGUUUUGCAAACGCUCGAAGAGAGAGGAACUUCAGUUAUUAAACGAAAUAUUCGUAAUAUUAAACGUCGAGGCAAUAGACACAAACCAGAUUCGUGCCCAUCCCACGUGCAAAAUGCUAAGUACAGGGGCCAUGAUGUACUGGCGGUUCGCGUACCUAGGAUCAGCGUGUUUGAUCCUAAUAAAUUUUAUGACAUGAGGAACAACAACGUCUUGCCGCUAAGCUCUUGCAAGAGUUUUGAUAAUUUAACCUUCAAAAAAACGCGCAAUAGCGACCCGAACAAGGAGAAAAUGAGGACUGGAACAAGUCUUCAGAAUCUUUUGUGCGAAGAGAACUUGAAGCACUUCUCGUCACCCUCGGAGGAGUGUUUGGUUACGACUCGUGUGGAGGAUGUGAGGAAUUCGUAUUCUGUGGCCGAAGCGCGUCGGCGGCCUAUGAGGCGCGUGUCGCGGAGUACAGCGGCACCGGGUGUUGGGGUGUACAGGCAGAUCGGUGAUCGCUGUGCCGACAAAAGGAAUACUCCAGAGAGCGAGGUCUGCGGGGAGGCGGGAUCGGGACAUCGGGGCUCGUUGCGCGGCGCCAAUAAGUUGGCCCGCCGCGCCCGCUCGUUCAAGGACGACCUGCUGGAGCGCAUCUCGAACAUGCGGUCGCCAGCGCAGGCCCAUCAUCCACCUCAUCUCUCGUCCGCAAUCAGAUCUGAUUCGAUCCGCUGCUACCAAAUGUCGACCGCUCCGCGCUCGCCCGUCGCCGGCUGGCUCAACAAACGCACGAAUCGGCUGCACCGGCGAUUCGCCAACAAUGGAAAACGAUCACACUCCCCGCUUAGUCCGAAACUUCGGAACAUGGGGCCCAAAUCUGUUGCCACAGUCGAAGAAGGUGAAGUAACGCCGGCCAAAGAAUUAGAACGCCUAGUCAAAGAAGUAACGUUCGGCCUGAAACACUUCUCCGAUGUGAUCACGAAACGUAAACUGGAGAUGCUGCCCGACAACGGGACCAUAGUGUUCGAAUCGAUCGCGAACAUACACAAAGCGAUAAAACCGUACUGCAGCCGAUCACCGCCGCUGACCGGGGCCGUGAGGAGGCUCUGCGCGGCCCUGGCGAUGCUCAUACGGCUCUGCGACGAGGUGACGGCGGUGAGCCUGCGCGCGGACGCGACCAACGAGGAGUUGGACACCUCUGCCGCGGCCCUCUCGCCGGAGCACGUGAGCACCGUGGUGAAGGGCGUCACGGCCGCCGUGGAGGAGGUGGCGGCCCUGGCGCAGCAGCACAUGACGCGGCCCGCAUUGUCCCCGAGGCCGCCGCUGGUGUCGCCCAGGGCUUCCACGCAGAGGAACUCCCUUCCCGAUAUACCGUUGACACCAAAGGAGAGGUCAUUGUUAACCGGUGAAACUGGUACGGAAACUACCGGAGUUCGCGCCUCGCACUCGUCUGAGUCCGUACUGGACGCUCCCGACUCGCCGCCCCCAAAACCAGCGAGGCCCAUAAGGAAAAUCGAGUUGGCCCCACCUCUGCCGCCGAAGCGCAAGUCCGCCAACGACAACUCUCUUCUCGCCCUGUCCAUCGACAGACUGUCUCUCCAAUCGCAUAGCAGUGGCUCCCUGGACUCAAUGCUUAAUGUUUCCAAUGAUGAGGACAGAAAUACACACGACUCCAUCAACCAUGAUCAAGUGUUCGUCACACCGCCUAAUUCUGAUUUAGUUGGUAUGUGCAGCUGUAAUAGUGCAAAUGAAAUACGGGCCUCGAUGGAGUCACAUGAAAUGCACAUGAACAACGUACACGCGCACUCAAACAACAAUCGCUUCUCCAACGAGUCGGGCUUCGUGUCCGUCGGCCAUUCGGAGAUCUCGACGGAGCACAGUUUCACGUCCACGUUCUCCUCCCACCACUACUCGAGCCAUACGGACAGAUUAGCAAGUAUAACAUCGGACGAGAGCGAAACUCCACCGGAGUUGCCAGUGAAGACGAGACGCAACAUACGCGCCGACGUUCAGCAACACUUCCCCACAGUCGAGAUAAGGCAAAGCCCUGUGUGCUCAUUGCACGGAGACGCUAGACCACACACAUUGGCAGAUCAUCACCCACCACGGCCGCCACCUCUGCCACUCAAGAAGAAACACAUAAUGGCAUACAUGGAGAUGUUCGGCAACUGCAGCCACCCGCCGAACAGCGUCGCCGCACCGCCCGACAUGUUCCGCCACUCGAUCCACACAUACAACCUGGCCAGCGCCCAGCACACAGCGAGCGGUACUAUAAGCGUUCAGCGUCACCAACAAGUCCAGCGCUCCAUUGCUCAAUCCUUCACGGUGCAACAUUUUGGUACUGCGCCGCCCGCCCUAAGCGGAUCGGACGAGAGUGUGAUGAAAACGUCGACUGGAACAAGUCCAGUGCCGCCCGAACCACCUGCGUUGCCUCCAAAAAUGAACAAAAACAAGCAGACCACAGUGAACUCGAGCAACGAACUUCUCCCGCCACCGUCACCGCGGCCUUCAUCACACAAUAGUUCCAUUGAUGACUCCAUUAUGAACAAUGUGAGCUCCGAGGAGUUGUACCUGAGUUCUAAUUCUCCGGGGAAAUUCCCUCUUGAGGAUGAAUUGGAGAAUAUUGUGCAGCAGCCGAUGCCAUCACCUGUUCCGUCGCAGAGAAGUGAAAACAACGUCGAGGCCAAUGCAGCGACAGCCGAGCCCAAUACGGCGGACUCGGAAGACAUCAUCCUACAGACGGACAUCAGUCAGUGGCUGCUGCUGAAGACGCCCGCCAAGGAGGGGCCCGAAGUGAGGGGCGGACACCCGGACGCACUCAUCGUGCUCGCCACAAAGGCUACCAAAGAUUUCGCGUACCAAGAGGCGUUCCUGGCGACGUACCGCACGUGGGUGUCGCCGGGCGGGCUGGUGGCGCGGCUGGUGCGGCGCGCGCACCACCUGCGCUCCAGGACCCACGAGCUGAGGUCCACGCUGGCGCUGCUCACCAGGAUCGUGGCGGACCUCACGAUGGCCGAUUUGGACCGUCCAUUAAUGCAAGAGAUAAUGGAGUUCAUCUAUUGGUUAGUCGAUGCCGAAGAGUUGCCCAUAGCAAAGGCUUUACGACAGAUACUCGUCGAUAAACAAAAACAACUACAUUUUCAACAAACAAACAACCGAUACGAAUACGACACGCCCUGCUACGGAUCGGUGUCGCUGCGACGGGACACCCUUCUGGACUUCAAGGCCUCUGAGUUGGCGGAACAGAUGACGCUGCUGGACGCCGCUCUGUUCGUCCGCAUCACCACCGCCGAGGUGCUCUCGUGGCCAAGGGACCAGUCGGAGGAGAGCUCGCCCAACCUCACCAGGUUCACCGAGCACUUCAACAAAAUGAGCUACUGGGCCCGCUCGAGGAUACUCGAACAGGAGGAAGCCAGGGAGCGGGAGAAGUACGCGAGCAAGUUCCUCAAGGUGAUGAAGGCGCUGCGCAAGAUGAACAACUUCAACUCGUACCUGGCGCUGGUGUCCGCGCUGGACUCGCCGCCGGUGCGCCGGCUCGGCUGGCCGCGCGCCAUCGUCGACACGCUGCACGACCACUGCGCCAUAAUUGACUCCUCCAAGUCCUUCAGCGCAUACAGGAACGCGCUCGCCGAGACCCAGCCGCCGUGCAUACCUUACAUCGGUCUCGUACUUCAAGAUUUGACAUUUGUUCACAUCGGAAAUCCAGAUUUGUUGCCAGACGGAAGUAUUAAUUUCACCAAGCGAUGGCAGCAGUAUCAAGUAAUGGAGAGCAUGAAGAGGUUUCACAAAGAACAGUACAAGUUCAAGAAGAACGAGCGCAUCCAGGCGAUGUUCAACGGCUUCGACGACGUGCUCAGCGAGGAGGCGAUGUGGCAGGUGUCGGAGAGCAUAAAGCCGCGCGGCGGACGGCCGCGGAACGCCUCCGCGCCCUCGCCGCCCGCCCCCGCCGCCGCGCCCGCGCCCGCCCCCGCCCCCGCUCAUGCGCAGACCGCCGCU